This is a messenger RNA of Neltuma alba, 1695 nucleotides long. RefSeq lists its product as uncharacterized. Bases 660 to 1244 code for a protein of 194 amino acids. Lineage: Eukaryota; Viridiplantae; Streptophyta; Magnoliopsida; Fabales; Fabaceae. The record is from RefSeq and is a predicted model, not a curated record. The transcript is spliced from 5 exons.
GUGCUAAAAAAAACCCACAAAAGAACAUUUCGUAAUAUCUCGUGCAGUUAACGUGAGGUACCCACUGAUCGUACGGUCAAGAUCCGUCUGUCAGCGGCAGCGAAGAUGCCACCUUGAGCUCCUUCAAUAUAGGCACGCUUCAAUUACAUUGCGACAUAGUGUGCAAUUUUUAAUUGAGACAACUGGUUUUGUCACAAAAGAAAUGCAUCUGUUCCACAAAACUAGAAUCGCAUUGGUCAAGGCACUGAGAUUUGUUUGGCAUGCCUCAAACCCCAUGCAUUAGCACAGCGCUUUGGUUUCUGUGAGUAAUUUUUGAGGGAGAAUCUGAAAUUCUUCAACAGUUGUGUUGUACUAUAUGUUCAAUGUCCGGCAGUAUAUACUGCCCACUGAAGAGCCUGAUGGGGAAUGUGAGAGCAGAGUUCUCGAAAGAGUUGUCGCUAAAGUUGGAGGGAAAGGAGGAACUUCUUGCCUUGGCUUGAAAUAGAUCCCUUUUGUUUUGUUGUCUUCUUUCUCACCACACAAAUCACAUUCAAUCCUCACAGAAGCGUGACAAGAAGGUGGAGUAUCAGAAACAACAUGCAAUGAAGAUGCAGAUCUGAACACAAAUUCCCAAGAAAGAUAGAAUUGACUGCCUAUUAUUCAAGCUAAACAGAGCACUCAUGGAGAAGCUUAUCAAGCCAAGCGACAAGGAGUUCAUGAGGAUGGCCAUUUUAAAACAUGAAGAGACUUUCAGAGAGCAGUUACAUGAGCUCCAUCGGUUGUACCGGAUCCAGAAGAUGCUGAUGAAGAAUAUGAAAAAUGGAAGAGCUGUUGAUGUGACCCAACGAGAAUGGAACUUGAAGAAUGCGAUUAGUUUAACUCAAACCACUAAUCAUCGAAAAGAUGCACAGAAAAAGCCAGAAAUCAAAUUUGAUCUUGAACGGCCAGCGGAGGAACACAUUGCAGAAUCAGAUGGUGAUGAGGUAGAGAUCAUGGAUGAAUCUGAGAUUGAGCUGACACUAGGCCCGUCAAGUUACUGCGACCGUGCAAAGAAAGUUGAUACACCACUAACUUCAGAUUCUGGAUAUAGCUUGUCUUCUUCUUCCACUGGAUCCAGCCAUAUAAACAAGACAGCGAGAGAAGAUUCAAGUGGAAUGAGAAACAGUUUUGUUGAUAUUGAAGAACGAUCAAGACAGGAGAGGCUAAAACAGCCACCUUGGCUCUUUCAAGUGUUGAGUCUGAACAUGACUCAAUUAGAUACAUAGUUAAAUCGCUGUUUAUGGCUAACUUUGUGGAUGAUGUUUUUCAUCUGGAAUAUUCUGCCUAGUCGUCAAGUGUGGUGGAUUUUGAUGAAGUCGAAUAUAACCUGUUUCCCCGGUGACCUUCCAGUUGCACUCAACAUCAUUAUCAGCUAAAGCCAUGAAAAUAUCAUUUUGUUGAUUAUGGCGAUCAGUCAUGUCUCUAAGCUUCUGAACGCCCUGGCAAUAGUUUUGCGCCCUUCGUCUGGAAGACUAGAGAUGUAAUUAUGGAAGAGGAUAUAUCAAAUUAUGUAGAUAAGUUGUUUUCCAGUUCUCCCUUCUGAUUUCACUUUCCACCUGCCAUUCACAAAUUCACAGACUAGAUAACAAGAAAACGGAGUCUGGCUGCAACCUUCCAUCAGAUGAACCGAAUAUUUCAAUAUUUCCUUUUAAAUGUAAUGUUUUUAUACGCUUUAAA